Messenger RNA from Oncorhynchus nerka (sockeye salmon), 1820 nucleotides. Its product is annotated as Fc receptor-like protein 5. NCBI's taxonomy places the organism in Eukaryota, Metazoa, Chordata, Actinopteri, Salmoniformes, Salmonidae. Gene Ontology annotation, cellular component: plasma membrane. The record is from RefSeq and is a predicted model, not a curated record. The transcript is spliced from 8 exons. Gene Ontology annotation, biological process: cell surface receptor signaling pathway. Bases 26 to 1144 code for a protein of 372 amino acids. Gene Ontology annotation, molecular function: transmembrane signaling receptor activity.
GAGUCUCAUUCAGCAGCAAGACAGGAUGGAACUCACACCACUCUGCUGGCAGCUCUUGCUGUUGAGUACACUGGUAUACUGUAGCCUCGGACAAGGUGGAGCUUCUCUGAGUGUCAGUCCUGACAGAUCUCAGUUCUUUAAAUAUGAGACUGUCUCUCUGAGCUGUGAGGUUCAGGGGAACUCUGCUGGAUGGAGAGUGGUGAGGAACUCAGAAAGAGGGAUCCUUUCAGAGUGUAAUACUGACUGGGGAAAACAACAAGGGUCUUCAUGCAUCCUGGCACUAAUACCAUCAGACAGUGGAGUGUACUGGUGUGAGUCUGGGUCUGGAGAACACAGCAAUGCUGUCAACAUCACAGUACAUGUUGGUGCUGUGAUCCUGGAGAGCCCUGCCCUUCCUGUGACUGAGGGAGAUUCUGUGACUCUGCGCUGCAGAUAUCAGGGAACUCCCUCUGACCUCACAGCUGAUUUCUACAAAGAUGGAUCCCUCAUCAGGAAUGAGACUACAGGAGAGAUGACCAUCCCUGCAGUAUCCAAGUCAGAUGAAGGACUCUACAAGUGUACCAACUCUGAAGGAGAAUCACCAGAGAGCUGGAUGACUGUGACUGACCUCUCUCCCUCAGAUCUCUCUCUUCCUGCCUCUAUGAGUGUCAGUCCUGACAGAUCUCAGUUCUUUGAAUAUGAGUCUGUCUCUCUGAGUUGUGAGGUUCAGGGGAACUCUGCUGGAUGGAGAGUGGUGAGGAACUCAGAAAGAGGGAUCCUUUCAGAGUGUAAUACUGACUGGGGAAAACAACAAGGGUCUUCAUGCAUCCUGGCACUAAUACCAUCAGACAGUGGAGUGUACUGGUGUGAGUCUGGGUCUGGAGAACACAGCAAUGCUGUCAACAUCACAGUACAUGUUGGUGCUGUGAUCCUGGAGAGCCCUGCCCUUCCUGUGACUGAGGGAGAUUCUGUGACUCUGCGCUGCAGAUAUCAGGGAACUCCCUCUGACCUCACAGCUGAUUUCUACAAAGAUGGAUCCCUCAUCAGGAAUGAGACUACAGGAGAGAUGACCAUCCCUGCAGUAUCCAAGUCAGAUGAAGGACUCUACAAGUGUACCAACUCUAAAGGAGAAUCGCCAGAGAGCUGGAUGACUGUGACUGGGUAAACCAGGGUACCCAGGAAGACCAACCAAGACCAAUUAGGUGACCGUGUUGAAGAAGAGUGAGGCUGAGUUCACCUGAUCACCAUAACAACCAUCAGAAUGGAACUCAUGGAAUUCUAUUAUAGAACUGUGAGUCACAAUGCUGUAUGUUGUUACAUUGUAGCUCCACCUGCUGGAACAAUAGUGGCAUUUGAUCAAAUGUGAUCUAUUAACUGAUACAUGUAUUAUUCUGAUUGGAAUGUGUUUUAAUAUAAUGUGUGUUGUAUUAAUCAUUCAGCAGCUGUCCUUUAACAUCAGUCAUAUACUGGUCAUAUACUGUAUAGCAUUAUGGUUGAUACAUUGUAAAUGCCUUCACUUCUCAUGUCUAUACAGAUCAACUGAUAGGUGUUGAGGUUCAGGCAUUAUUGUUACAGGUUCAGUAUAAUGUUAUACCGUUACAUGUUACAGAGAUAGAAAACAUACAGGAGAGGAGAAUUCACUUAUUACAAUUAUUUACUUUAUUUUCCCAUUUAGGUCUCGAUAGUAAUUCUUCAUUAUUUGAUUUGAUUUAAACAUGAAACUAAUGUAGGCCUAUUGUUUUGUGGUUUUGUGCAAAAUGAUAAUUAUUCUAUGAAUCAUCCUGGUAAGAUAUUGGUUUAGUCUUUGUGUCAUAUAGAAUUAAAUGAAUGAUUUUCCUCAA